Silurus meridionalis is the source of this 1902-nucleotide messenger RNA. RefSeq names its product E3 ubiquitin-protein ligase TRIM39. NCBI's taxonomy places the organism in Eukaryota, Metazoa, Chordata, Actinopteri, Siluriformes, Siluridae. The transcript has 11 exons. The coding region runs from base 279 to 1610 and encodes 443 amino acids. The record is from RefSeq and is a predicted model, not a curated record. Gene Ontology annotation, molecular function: protein binding.
UACAAACGUGUUAUGGGAAUUACCUCUUGUCUUUUCCAGUAAAUCUGCUCCGGCCCUGUGAGUCUUAUGACACGUUAGAUAAGUGAAGUGCAGGCGAUUCUCACGCAUGAAUAAACCAGGAUUAUAAAACAGGUCCAGAGUUCACACAGCGCUGCACACUGCUCAAAGACAAAAUCUCAAGACCGGAGAGAUCAUUCGCUCUUCUUCUCCUGCCACCUCGACCUGACACAACCCCUGCCUCGUCACACAGUACAGGAGAACUUCUCAAAGUGCACAAGAUGAAGGGGAUUCUUAAAGACAAAACGCAGAAAUUGAAUCCCGUGGCCAACGUGGAAGGGCAGAGCCACUCGAUCUGUGCUGUGCGCUGGAAUCUUCCUGAAGAAACGGUUCAGGUUCACAGCUCGGCUCCCAGCAGCCAUUUCAAGAACAAUAAGAGCACCUCUUCACGCACACAGCAAAGACAUCAUCAGCAGAGCCUGAAAGACCUGCGCAGCCUGCAACAGUGCAUCAACUUUCUCAACAACUGGAAGCUACAGGUGGCACGAGUGUGCAUGAAGGGAGGAGACGGCCGAGACGAACGUGCUUCAGGUGAUCGACAGGAAGACCCUCGAACCGAGCGCAGUCUGGAGGAGAGCCGCAAACUCAUCCUGCAAUGGGCUGAUGAGCUGAAGAGUGUCGACCAGGUAUCUAAAGCGAGCCCAUGGCUGCAGGAGAGAUUCAGGUGCAGUGAGGAUGAUGAGCAGAAGAAGAAGGAGGAGGAGGAGGAGAAGGAGGAACAGCAUGGAGAAGUGGUGCAGCAGAGAGUCAUGGAGUGGGCCAAAGAGCUGCAGAGUGUGUCAGAGAGCUGUGGCAUGCUGGGAGAUGAGCUGGCUCAGAUGCUUCAUCUGCUCGGCCUGAGGAAGAAAAAACUGGUUUCUUUGAUGCCACUGCUCGAGUUUAUCACCUGGUCCUUACUGAAGGACGACAGCAAGGACGUGGUUUCUCAGCUGUGGCUUUUGGCGAAGCAGCGCUCAUGGGAAGCAGGAAUGCAACAAUACAUCCCCAAGUCGGUGUGGAACUGGAUCACCAGCUCAUCAGUCGAUGUCACUCUCGACCCGUUGACGGCCCACCCCUGGUUGCUUCUCUCUGAAGAUCAGAAGAAGGUUCAGGAGGGUCUGGAGCAAGCCGACCUGCCGUACAGUCCGCAACGCUUCGACAGCUGGCCGUGUGUUCUGGGCUGGACGGGCUUCACCAGAGGCCGUAGCUACUGGGAGGUGGAUUUAGCAAACAACGGCUACUGGAGAGUUGGAGUCACCACAUCAUCCUCUAAGAGAAAUGGGCGCUUUCCUAUGAAGCCCUCCAAGGGUUACUGGACGCUGUGGAGGAGCACAAGACAAUUCUACGCCUGCACGGACCCCGAGACGCCGCUUCCUCUGACACUGGUGCCCAAGAAGAUGGGCGUAUACGUCGACUACGAGGAGGGCCAGAUCUCCUUCUACAAUGUGGAGACCAAAUCACACAUCUUCACCUUCACAGAGCAUUUCCGUGGAAAACUCUACCCUCUCUUUGCCCCAUUGGAUGGGAGGACUGUCAUAACAGUGUCUGGUCCUACAGACUACAGCACUGAAUAACUUAUUACAUAUAAGACUGAACACUUUAUUGGCCUGCGCCUAAAUUAUAAUAGAUUUUUGCAUAGAUUGUAGCAUUAUUUAAUAUAUUUAUGCUGUUAGUUUUAUUUUCUUAAAAUAUUGUACUGUGAAAGGUCUGGAAACACUGAGUCGUUUAUGGAUUUUGAGAGACAUAUGCAUGUUCCUUUUGUUUUUUCGCCAAAACAAAUAUAUAAAUGUACAGACUUUAUUUUCAUUUAAAAAUCCUCCCUUAGCAUGAUGAUUAGCUUCACAGCUUCACACACACUCUGCAUAU